AUGGCGGACCCAAGGGAAGAUUUUCUGACACCUUUGGAACUAUUUGAGAAGAAAGAAGUUGUACGGAUCUGUGCGCCUAUGGUAAGGUAUUCAAAGUAAGUACACAAAAGACGUUUAAAUUACUGGCAUUUCUUGUUUCCUAAAUGGUAAAGACAGGUAGUAAGUUACCCGACUCUAUUAUCCUAAAUGGGAUCUUUGUAUUUGCAGGCUUCCUUUUCGGACGCUAGUGAGAAGGUAAACCAAAAUGUUGUCAUUUUUCAGUGGGGUCAUACGUUGAUCAAAAACAACGAAUGUUUAGAGAUAAGCUACGACGUCGGUACUUGCUGUAAUUCUAGAUAUUGAAAAUGUUGAAAUCAUAAUUCAAUUAAAACAUCCUGCCCACUAUGUAGAGAGGUUCAGAACUACAACAACAACAACAACAACAACAACAACAACAAGGUUAUUUCACAUUAAGUAUAGCUUGUAAAGCUUGUGCCCGCAAUUAGCGAAGGUUGUUCGAGGAGGGUACAAGAGAAAAAAGAAUAUCAUAUAUCAUCGCUCAUCAUUUCAAGCCCCAGGGUGGGGGUAACUAGGUCAAUUUUUUGCUUGGUACGUGCUGCUGGCCUCUCAGAGGCCCUUUCCCAUUAUUACAGUGUAUUCUAAUGGCCAAUAGUUACCCCGUAAAGUACCUAAGUACGCCUGGUUAUAAACAAACAACUAAUGACCUUUAAUGAAUAAUUUCCACUCAUUAAAUACCACCAAUUACAUAAAUAUUCAUAACAUGUACAAUCAGUUCAAAAAAUGCAUACCAUAGAGCUUAUUCCCUUGACACAAACUGACACUACACCACAGACCCCAUCUGAGUCACUUUUGGGAAAGUGUAAGCUUUUGCAAUCCCAACUUGGUCACUUUUGGUUUACGCAUCUACCUUAUAAUCUUCCCAUUUUUAAAUCCCUACUUACUAGAAUGUUCUUACCCCUAAAAUCUCGCAAAUGUGCAACCCCAUAAAAUAUGAAGCAACCCCAUCCAGCGGCACAUCCCAAUUAUUAACCUCGCCCGGGGCAUUCAAGUAGAUAACAGUAAUGAAUUGUGAUGGUUGCCUAUCAUUAUGGGAUUUAUCCAUGUAGGUAUGGAUGUGAUUUGGCAUUCACUCCAAUGAUAAUUUCAGACUCCUUUGUCAAGUCCAUCAAAGCUAGAGAUAUGGAAUUCACUACAAACUCAGGUAUGUAAAAUGAAGAUUGACUUGUAACAUAAUUAAGCUCUGUAAAAAAUUAUCAAAUAUAUAAUCUUCAUUCUGGUAAGUAAUCCUUUUGAAUAUUUUGUAAAUGGUUGUCCAGUCCCAGUAUGCCUUAUUAUUAAAUUCAAACUCCCAAGUCCACUGUGGUGUUAUUUGGGUUUGUCCAGGCUAGUGGAUUUUCCUCACUAAUGCAAUGUAAACCUGCUAAAAUAAUGUUGUGCAUCUGUUAAGAUUGCUUGAAGGUAACAACGAUCUACACACUCUUGUUUUGUAUCUAAGCAGCCACGUUUAAUCCAGAAAGCUAUCUCUUGAUAUACCGGUAAUCAGGGUCUUAUAGAGACAGCACAUUUUGGUUCUUUGCUGUUCAUUCCCUUCUUUCUGUAGGUGACCGCCCUCUAGUAGCUCAGUUUGCUGCCAGCAAUGCAAAGGAUUUUGCUGAUGCUGCUGAAAUUGUAGCCCCGUAAGUUAAACCUCAGACAUAUUGCAUCUAUAUUAUUACUAUACCAAAAGUUUUUAAAUGUUUGAACAUACAAGAAUCACUUUGCUUAAUGUUCAAGCAAAUCUAGCAGUUUCUACAGAAUUACUCAUUACCCUCUUUGCAAGUUCCAUGAAAAGUUCAUUAUUUCAUUGGUGGUAAAAAGGGACCAGAAAUUUAGUAAGUUAUCCUGCAUGACCUGUCGCAGCAAGUUAACAUAUUAAGAGGCGGGGGCUGGGGAUUUCCCCCGGUUACCACAAAAUUAAUGUGGCUCAGGCUUUUGUAAAUUAUGCUUUUAUUUCUCAAGGCUACUUUCAUUGGAAAAUAGAAAUCUCAGUGAUAUCACUGAUAUGGUCAGAUCUUAACUGCCACAAGAUGUUGAAUUUUCAACAUCUUGUGUGCAGCUUCUUGAAUUUCAACACCUUAGUGGAAAGAUUUUCAAAAUUGGAGAUCUUUCCUGAAAGAUAUUGAGAAUUCAAGAACCCACCAUUUACAUGCUUCAGGAAAUCCCUGUGGGUAACUCAACACAGCUAACUCACUGCCUUGUGAACAAAAAUGUUGCAAAAUUGCUUGUGGUUGUGCCUAAUCAUAUAUGAAAGCACGAUCAUCAUCAUAAAAAACCUGGCCUUUGAUUAUACUGAUAACAGAAAUGUGACUUAAGUCUAGAACAGUGAUAUUAAUGUCUUCUUACAUGUAGAGAUAUCCUGAAAUUUGAAAAGUUUCUUUCUCACUAGGUUUGUUGAUGGUGUUGAUCUUAACUGUGGCUGUCCCCAGAGGUGAAUUUUUUAGACAGACAUGAGUCAAAUUAUUAUAUUACUUUCAUUUUUAUUAGUUGUACUAUUGUUGCCUUUACAAGGCCUCCUUAAUUUGUACUUUCUGUAUUUGUCAGUCAUUUUGUUAUCUCUGCGUUCUGCGUCCCUAAUGCAUAAAAAUCGCCAAAGAUGCAAAAUAAUAAUAAUAUUCGUGAAAUACGUCCCUAGGACACAAGGAACAAUCAAUCAAUUUGAAGAUUUUUUGGUAGAAUAUCCUGUUUGUGGGAUUUCUGGGGCUGUUCUUUAAAGAUGCUUAUUUAUCUUGUGCUUUAAAUAUGAAGAAGGACACUAUUUUCAUUUUUGUAAACUGAAAUCAAGAGUUUUAGGUAAGGUUAACUGUCUGGUUACAUAAAGGCCCAAGAAUUUCAAUUUAGGACUCCUUGUUUUUUGAGCUGGGACUCAUUGGUUAUGGACAGCGACUCAUGAUUUUUCACAUGAUGAGUCGUAGGACUAGCCAUAACUAUUUGUAACAAAAUCACUGCUUGUACUUUUUAGGUGGGCCAUGCAAGAGGGUUAUGGUGCAAAGUUAAUCAGCAGCCCAGAAUUAAUUCAGGACAUUGUUAAGCAGACUGUUUCAAGAGUUCCAGGACUUCCUGUAUCCAUCAAGAUCAGAAUUCAUGACAAUAUAAAGUAAAGCAAUCAAUAAUUAUGCUUUCUUAUAGCUUUUUGGGUGUGCUCUUUUUUAGGACAAAAACUCUUUUUCUUACUUAUCAUAAUGACAAAGUGGGAAGUGUCUGCGAGAUUUGAAUUGACUGUUCAUUCAAUGUUCUUUUCUUCCCUGUUUCCAUUUAUUUGACAAACCUAUGUUAAUAAGCACAUCCUUAAAGCUUGUAUUUAAGUUUACACAAUGUAAUUUCCCAUUUUGAUUAUUAUAGAAAAACCAUACAGCUCUGUAGACAGGCUGAAAUGGCUGGUGUUUCAUGGAUAACAGUUCAUGGAAGGACAGUCAGACAAAGAGGUGAACCAGCAAACUGGGAUGCUAUCAAAUUGGUAUUGAAUAGUUAAUUCUAUUUAAAAAAUGUUGAUCCCUCUGAUUUAAAGUGGUCACAGGCUUUUUUGCCAAUACAUCCAAUUAUGUUUGCUAUUAAUACUAGUCAUCCAAUUGUCUUUUGUCUGUUCAUGAUUACAGACUGACUCGCAUAGACUCCUGAUUCAGUAAUACCACAGUCAUUUAUAAUAAUAUGUUGUCUCAUAAUUCAGAUCAAAGAGAGUCUGUCCAUCCCUGUGGUUGCCAAUGGCGAUAUCAAGUCUGAUUCUGAUGUCAAAAAUGUUCAUGCAAAAACUGGUGUCAAAGGUACAGUGUAAUACCACACUUAAUUUUGAAAACUUCCAGUUCUCCGUAGUGAACAGUGUUCUAGCCCUUUAUCCUGAUGAAGGACUAGCUCUCAAAAUGUCAGCUUCUCAUUCCCCCUGCAGUGGCUAAUCUAGCUAAAAUCAACACAAUUUAUAAAACCAAACUUUCGCAUUUCACUCCCCCACUGAUGCAACACCACAGUUUCUUUGGAAGUUAAUUCCUUAUUUGACCAUCAGUGACAGGCAGGUUAGGGGUGUGAAUACCGUAACUACUAAUUUUGUUAACUUUAGGUGUAAUGGCUGCAAGAGGUAUUCUAAACAAUCCAGCUAUGUAUGCAGGAUAUGGUGUGACUCCUCUUGAGUGUGUGGCAGACUGGGUAUGUCUAUUAUAGACUGAGGUAUAGUGUUGUUCAACAGUUAAACAUAGAUGUCGUCUUUUUCUAGUUUAUUAUUUUAUUAUCUCAUAUAACAAAAAGUGCAGUGGAAAAGUUUUUGCCUUUGGGUUCAUCAAUAAUCGAUACUUUUUCCCCAAAAUAAGGGCUAAUCAUCUCUCGUACAUUGUAGUUGUCCUCAUAGGAUACAAAGAAAGUUGUGAUAGUUUUUGAAUUCUUAGUUGCAAGUUCUUUACUUUGAUUUUUACAGAUUAAUAUUGCCCUCUCUCUUGGCACUCCUUUCACCAACUUUCAUCACCAUUUAAUGUACAUGCUAGAGAAAGUAACCAGUAAAGCAGGUAUGUUCUUAGAUAUUGAGAUACCUCUCCAAAAACCACUUGACUCUAAUGAUUUUCCCGUACUCUAACUAUUCAGGCCCAGUUUAGUGAAAUCUGAUAGUACUGAAUAAAGGCGACUUAAUCUUAACAGUAAAAACACCUUUACAAAUGCACUAAUCGAUUUACCCAACACAAACACUGAGCGAUGAUUUUUCUGAAGAUGAUGUCAGCGACCCCUCUUCUUUUCAAUAUAUUAAAAUCAAUAAAGGGCACUUACCCUUUUUGGCAAGAAUUAUCUGUUCAUUCUCUUGUAGUAAAAGAAUUGCACAAUGUCAUUAGUUGUGCAGCCUUCAACUGUAAAAGUUAAGUGUGAAAAAUAAAAUUGAAAAUUUUAAUUUUUGCUCUACCUUUGGCCUUUGAUUGAUAAGCAAUGAGUACCGUAUAUAUCUUUACAGAAAGAAGGGUAUUCAGUGAACUCAAAAGCACUGCAGCAGUGUUGGAUCACCUCAGAGAAUACUACAGCAUUGAUAACAGAGACGUUACUGAAGGAAGCAAAGUUGGCCUAGAAUAGUUUUUGCAGGCAUACACAGUUUGCAGACCUGUAGAACAGGCAAGAAGCCCUGCCCUGGUGUAGCUCCAGGAGAGGAACUGCGAGUCACAUCAUACCAGCCAGCAAGUCAAGACAAUGAUCGCGGUUGAAGACAUUCAAGACUGUAAGUUACAACAAGUAGAGAGUUAUACCAUUCACACUAAGAGAGCAAACAGUGUGACAUGGCGGAGUCAAGAAGAAAAUGACUGACAGAAAGCAGAAAACAGUAGUAUCAAGGACGUGAAAAACAAGAGAAAUGUGUCAGUACAACAAUGGAAUUGUUGAAGUAUAGCUGCGUUUCUUUCGCCUUCACUAUCCUUCAUUAUCUACUAACCGAGCAUCACAAGGAUAAAUAAUACAGUAAGGAAUAGAAUUUGCGUUGUUUUGGCGCUCAUGAUUGUAACUUGUGACGUCAUUGUCUUCCCGUUCCAAAUGGAUACAUUCACUAUCUGUGCAUACCAUUAAAACAACUACGACCAAGUCUAAACGUACGAAGCUGCUGUCAACUUUCACUGCUCUGUCGAUUCGUCUUUGCCUUUGAAAGCAAAGUUUGGUGGUGACGUUUUGUUUUGGUCCAC
Molecule: messenger RNA, 5672 nt
Organism: Porites lobata
Lineage: Eukaryota; Metazoa; Cnidaria; Anthozoa; Scleractinia; Poritidae
Source: the annotation of a GenBank genome assembly